AUGGUACAGAACACCGAGCCAGAGGCUAUUCAGCAAAUAAAGUCGACCCUCGAGCCUUACAUCAAGCCGAGGGAGCAAGUCUCUUACAUCAGGCGCGUUCUGGCUCUCCAUCUACAACGGCAACGCCAGACCGACACACUACAGCGCCCGCUGUCACUGCUUCAAGCCAGCGACCAGGUUCAGCAUCAUCGAGAAACUCAUGGACUGCAGCGGGAUUACUUAAGGGCAGUUCGAGCCAAUAUCAAAGCACGCCAGGAACAUGCGCAGCUUAGUGAAACCUCGCUGUCCGACACGGCUCCAGUCAAACACCAGCAGAGCUCGGCGGACCACUUGCGGGAACACCUCGCGCUCAUCAAGCUACAACAGAAACAUGAAAGGCUCGCAGCGAUACAGAAGCAUCUAGACACACUCACACAGCAGCCAGUAGCAUCACCCGAUUUCCUGAACCUCGAAGAGAUUUACAAUGACUCGAUUGAACUGCCACAAGUGCCCCGCGAAGUGGUUAACAGUUUCGGUACAGACACCACAGCCGCCAAAGCUGACCUCGCCGCUGUCGUCAACGAGAUGGAAAAAGUGGUUUUGCGCACUAAGAUUCUCCUGCGACAAGAAGAAAAGCUCCUCAAUGUGGUGCGGGACCGCGUCGAACCCGGCAAAGACGCUAUCGGUGAGAUGGCGAGGCUGCACGCUCUGAACGUUACACGGAAUGAGCUCAUCAACUGGAUCGAGACCGAGCUUAGCAAGGCAACUGGUGACGAUGCAGACCAAGACACUUUAGGAGAACCUCCCAACAACGGCGUCGAAGCUGGUUCUGCAGACGUCGACUUGUCGCAGCAACUUGCUCAGGUGAAGGAGAAAUAUGCAAGCUACGUUGCGACGCGCAAGUCCCUCCUGACACUCGCCUCUCAACGCACACGCCCAAUCAUCAAGCUCAGCCAAACAUCGGAGACGCCAAGGGUGGAAGAGGCGGAAGACUUACCUUCAUCUGCUGGACACAUUAUGCUUCCCUACCUAGAGGACCUUCUCGAUCUAUCACGGCAGCAAAAGGGCAUGAUCCAACAAAAGUCUCAUAUCAACAACAUCUUGGCUCAGCAAGUCAAAGAUACGAGACAAAUUCUGGUUCACCUGGCUGAGGAAAGCCAACUUCUUCCAAGCCACUCCAUGCCAGCCGCCAAGAGAGGUAAAUUGGGCUUUGAUGAGCACAUGUCAGCAGCUGCGUCAGACACACCAGACACAGUCAGUCAAGUCAGGCCGUGGGUGUAUGCCGCGGACUCGGCAAAGAUCUCCACGAUGGAGACUGUAGCGGAGAAGGUCGAAGAAGGGCACCUAGCACUCGAGGGGUCUAUGAAGGCGCUUCACGACGUUGAACAGCUCUUUGGACGAAAACGCAAUGAACAUGACAGGGUGAUUACAGGCGACACCACAGAAGACGAUAUUUGGUUGACAGAAGAACCAUCACGCAAGGCUGGAGCAAGACAGCACCCGGAUGCUGCCACAUUCAAAUGGGGUAAUCGAGCCAACCCUUGGGCUGUCUUGGAUGGUAAGCUGGGCCUCAUGGGUUGA
This is a messenger RNA of Verticillium dahliae VdLs.17, 1560 nucleotides long. RefSeq lists its product as uncharacterized. Bases 1 to 1560 code for a protein of 519 amino acids. The transcript has a single exon. Lineage: Eukaryota; Fungi; Ascomycota; Sordariomycetes; Glomerellales; Plectosphaerellaceae. The record is from RefSeq and is a predicted model, not a curated record.